AUGGCAUUUCCAUAUGCCGUGAAAGCAUCCUUCUGGCGAGGUGGCACCUCAAAGGGCGUCUUCUUCAAGAUUUCGGAUCUCCCAGAAUGGUUUCAAUCGAUCUUGAACUCUGAGAAGCAGCCGGACAAUGCCCAAUUUCGGCGAAUGGAAGGAUUCUUUGCCGCGGUGAUGGGAUCGCCUGAUCCGUAUGGUAGACAGCUCAACGGCAUGGGUGGCGGCAUCUCCUCACUCAGCAAAGCCAUGGUGGUCGGUCCAUCUAGUCGCGCAGAUGUGGACGUUGACUACACAUUCUUCCAGAUUGGGGUCAAAGACGGCAAGCUUGACAUGGCAGGCAACUGUGGGAACUUGAGCUCAGCUGUUGGACCCUUUGCGUUGAAUACAGGGCUUUUUCGAGGUCAGCCGCAUAACGGCAGUCGCACCCACGGCGUGGAGGCAGCGUCUGUGACAAUGAGAACGAGAAAUACCAAUACCAAGAAGAUCAUCGAGUCGACCUUCGAAGUGUUCAGAGACAACGGUGCCUGGCAGUAUCUUGAACUAGGCAAUUGCUCAAUCGAUGGCGUUCCCAGUACUGCUUCCACUAUCAUUUUAUCUUUCCUCGACCCAGAGGGAUCGAAAACGUCCAAAGCUCUACCUACCGGGAAUGCUGUGGAUGAGCUGAAAGUGGGCGGUCAACCUAUCCGAGCAUCGCUCAUCGACGUCAGCAACCCAGGCAUCUUCAUCGACGGUAGGGACGUUGGCUGGAACGCAGAUGCAGACCCUGAGAAACUGAACGCAAACCAAGAGCUCCUGGAGAAGCUCGAAAGGAUCCGCAAAGAAGGGACAAAGAAGAUGGGCCUGGAUCCAAACAUCAGCAGUAUCCCGAAGAUCGUGCUUCUCUUCCCUGCGAAAGCAGAUGGGAUGGACAUAUCCUGUCAGGCACUCUCCAUGGAACAAGCCCAUAAAGCUGUGCCAGUAACACUGGCGCUCAACUUGGGUGUCGCCUGCAAAAUGGAGGGGACCAUCCCAAAUCAAUUAUCAAAGCAUCUACAUGAGGCGAACACAGUAAUUGGGCACCCUUCUGGUACUCUCGAGGUCGGAGCAGCCAUUGACGACGGAAGGAUUCAGAGCGCCAAAUUAAUUAGGACAGCUCGAUGUCACAUGGAUGGCUUUGUCAAUAUAACGGGGGGUGAAGUUGAGGAGAUUCAACAAUGA
Molecule: messenger RNA, 1191 nt
Organism: Exophiala xenobiotica
Lineage: Eukaryota; Fungi; Ascomycota; Eurotiomycetes; Chaetothyriales; Herpotrichiellaceae
Exons: 1
Coding region: 1-1191 (396 amino acids)
Source: RefSeq, a predicted model, not a curated record